AAAUCACAUGCAAUGGAAAUCAAAUAUUAAAAACUGGUCACCCUAGCGCCAUGCUCAAAGUUUCUUUUAUGCCAGUUUGACAGUUCAACGAGCACAUUUUGAGGAGCCAAAACAUGCAGAUCUUUGUGAAAACCCUCACGGGUAAGACCAUCACCCUAGAGGUGGAGGCCUCCGACACUAUCGAAAAUGUGAAGGCCAAAAUCCAGGAUAAGGAGGGAAUCCCACCUGACCAACAGCGUUUGAUUUUCGCUGGUAAACAGCUUGAAGAUGGUCGUACCCUUUCCGACUAUAACAUCCAGAAGGAAUCUACACUGCACUUGGUGUUGAGGCUCCGUGGAGGUACCAUUGAGCCAUCUCUGAGGAUUUUGGCUAUGAAGUACAAUUGCGACAAGAUGAUUUGCCGCAAGUGUUACGCUAGACUUCACCCUCGUGCCACUAAUUGCCGUAAGAAGAAGUGUGGUCACACUAACAACCUCCGCCCUAAGAAGAAGAUCAAGGAUUAAUUUUUCUUUCGUUUAUUACAAGUCUGGCUUACUCUGUAAAUUAAAUAUUUAAAAUAUCAA
Molecule: messenger RNA, 563 nt
Organism: Pieris brassicae (large cabbage white)
Lineage: Eukaryota; Metazoa; Arthropoda; Insecta; Lepidoptera; Pieridae
Gene: RpL40
Product: ubiquitin-60S ribosomal protein L40
Exons: 3
Coding region: 114-503 (129 amino acids)
Biological process (GO): protein ubiquitination; translation; modification-dependent protein catabolic process
Cellular component (GO): nucleus; cytoplasm; ribosome
Molecular function (GO): ubiquitin protein ligase binding; protein tag activity; structural constituent of ribosome
Source: RefSeq, a predicted model, not a curated record